AUGGAUAGGGGGAAAGCGUGCCUAUUGUUGGUGCUAUGGGCCGUAGCCCACCUCAGCUCCCCGGGGGACGGGCUCAGGGCCCUGAGAAGGACUACAGGGGGGCGCCGGGGGUCCACGGGGCUGACGGGACAGGACGCCAAUGGAGUGCCGCUCAGGCGCUCCAAACGGGGCUGGAUGUGGAACCAGUUCUUUUUGUUGGAGGAGUACACCGGGACGGACAUGCAGUAUGUCGGAAAGCUUCACUCAGACGGAGAUCGAGGAGACGGCAGCGUGAGGUACGUUCUGACCGGCGAGGGAGCCGGAACGCUCUUCAAGAUCGACGAGAAGUCGGGGGACAUCCACGCCACCAAGCGGCUGGACCGGGAGGAGAAGGCCUACUACAUCCUCCACGCCAAGGCCAUCAACCGCUUCACCAACGAGGCGCUGGAGGGCGAGUCGGAGUUCAUCAUCAAGAUCCACGACAUCAACGACAACGAGCCGCGCUUCACCAAGGACCCGUACAUCGCCACGGUCCCCGAGAUGUCCGAAAUCGGCACCUCGGUGAUUCAGGUGACAGCCACAGACGCCGAUGACGCAACCUACGGGAACAGCGCCAGGGUGGUGUACAGCAUCCUGGAGGGCCAGCCGUACUUCUCCGUGGAUCCCGAAACCGGCUUGAUCAAGACGGCGCUGCCUGGCAUGGACCGGGAGGUGAAGGAGCACUACCAGGUGGUGAUCCAGGCCAAAGACAUGGCCGGGCAGAUGGGCGGGCUCUCGGGGACCACCACGGUCAGCAUCACCCUCUCCGACGUCAACGACAACCCGCCGCGCUUCACCAAGAGCCUGUACGAUUUCAAAGUGCCCGAGUCCACCGAGCUGGGAUCUGCGGUGGGGGUGAUUCGAGCCAACGACGCCGACAUCAACGCAAACGCCGAGAUGGACUACAGGAUCAUCGGGAGCGACGGCCCCGGCAUGUUCGACAUCUCCACCAAUAAGAGCACGCAGGAAGGCGUCAUCGUGCUGAGGAAGCCUCUGGACUUUGAGAGGAAGCGGCAGUACAGCCUGCGCAUCCAGGUGGACAACGUCCACGUCAGCCCCCGCUUCUUCUCCAUGGGCCCCUUCAGGGACGAGGCCACCGUCAAGAUCCAGGUGGAGGACGUGGACGAGCCGCCGGUGUUCGAGCGCUCCAGCUACGUCAUGGAGGUGAAGGAGGACGCCGCCAGGAACACCGCCAUCGGCUCCGUCAGCGCCUCCGACCCCGACGGCGUCCGCAGCCCCGUCAGAUACUCCAUCGAUCGGCGCACCGACAUGGACAGAGUGUUCAACAUCCACGCGGGCAACGGGUCCGUGUUCAUCCUCCGGCAGCUGGACCGAGAGGAGAGCGCCUGGCACAACAUCUCCAUCAUCGCCACCGAGUUCAACAACCCGCGCCAGAUCAGCCGCGUGCCUGUCUACAUCCGAGUGCUGGACAUCAACGACAACGCCCCGACGUUCGCCACCAAUUACGAGACGUUCGUCUGCGAGAACGCCAAGGCUAAUCAGAGGAUCCAGACGGUGAGCGCCACAGAUCCCGACGAGCCCGUCGGCGGUCACCGCUUCUUCUUCAGCCUGGCCCACGAGGCUUCUGGGAAGGCCAACUUCUCCGUCCGAGACAACAAAGACAACACGGCGUGGAUCCUGACGCGCAGGAACAGCUACAACAGCCUGCAGAAGAGCACCUACCUGGUGCCGGUGGUCAUCUCCGACGGCGAGUUCCCCAUGCAGAGCAGCACCAACACGCUGACGGUGCGCGUGUGCACCUGCGACCGCGAGGGCAACAUGAAGCUGUGCAACGCCGAGGCGCUGACCGGCCGGGCGGGGCUCAGCACCGGAGCCCUGGUGGCCAUCUUGCUCUGUGUCAUCAUCCUGCUCAUGAUCGUGGUGCUGUUUGCUGCCCUGAGGAGGCAGAGGAAGAAGGAGCCUCUGAUCAUCUCCAAAGAGGAUGUCAGAGACAACGUCGUCAGCUACAACGACGAAGGGGGCGGAGAGGAGGACACGCAGGCCUUUGACAUCGGCACCCUGCGCAACCCCGAGGCCAUCGAGGAGAGCAAGCAGCGGCGGGACAUCGUCCCCGAGACGUUUUACCCGCCGGUGCGACGGCCCGCGCCGCCCCCGGCCCGGGACAACAACAACGGGGACGUGCGGGACUUCAUCAACCAGCGGCUGCAGGAGAACGACAGCGACCCCACGGCGCCCCCGUACGACUCCCUGGCCACCUACGCCUACGAGGGCAACGGCUCGGUGGCGGAGUCGCUCAGCUCGCUGGAGUCGGUCACCACCGAGGGCGACCAGGACUACAACUACCUGAGCGAGUGGGGGCCCAGGUUUAAGAAACUGGCGGACAUGUACGGCGGCGACGACAGCGACAGGGAUUCCUAA
Messenger RNA from Myripristis murdjan (pinecone soldierfish), 2397 nucleotides. Its product is annotated as cadherin-6-like. Bases 1 to 2397 code for a protein of 798 amino acids. Gene Ontology annotation, biological process: cell migration; calcium-dependent cell-cell adhesion; cell morphogenesis. Lineage: Eukaryota; Metazoa; Chordata; Actinopteri; Holocentriformes; Holocentridae. The transcript has 11 exons. Gene Ontology annotation, molecular function: cadherin binding; calcium ion binding; beta-catenin binding. The record is from RefSeq and is a predicted model, not a curated record. Gene Ontology annotation, cellular component: adherens junction; catenin complex; plasma membrane.